GAGAUUCAGAACAAUCCCAAGCAAAUCACAGGAGCCGGCAGUUUUUCAAUAAUUCCAUGUAAACCUUUUACAUAUUUGUUCUUCGUAUUAACAGUGGAGCAGUCCACUGGAAAAUGAUACAUUCAAGGUCUUGGUGCGUCUGAGGUGUGUCAUUCUUAUUUUUGCACCACCCACCCCUCCUGUUUGAUACCCGGAGUCUGGAUUUUUUUUGUCAGGCUGUUGGGCAGGAGCAGAUUCUAGUGUGACAGCUUGGAGCUUCCCUUCUGUUCCGGUGCCGGUAACUGCUUGUCAUGAAGAUGGUACAGUGGGAGACCGUGUCUGAAGAGCCAAGGAAGAUGAUGUGGAAAUGGAGUAGAGAUUGCUAGAAAUCUGAGCAUCCACACCUUGGGGAUGGGUUGCACUACUAGUGUGAUUCUGUUCAAAGGCAUCCGCACCGUUUUUGAAAGAAACUGUGCUUAUAUGUGCAAACAGCAAGGAGAGAAUAAUGCCCUUGAUUAUACAGCAUACAAUUGGACAAAAGAAGAUUCAGAACUAUUGAUUUCUUCCUGUCUGGCCAAGCCAAAGCUAAUUGAGCCACUUGAUUAUGAAAAUGUCAUUGUCCAGAAGAAAACUCAGAUCCUGAACGACUGUUUGAGGGAGAUGCUACUCUUUCCUUAUGAUGACUUUCAGACGGCCAUCCUGAGGCGGCAGGGUCGCUACAUAUGUUCCACAGUUCCUACAAAUGCAGAGGAAGAAGCUCAGAGCUUAUUUGUAACAGAGUGCAUCAAAACCUACAACUCUGACUGGCAUCUUGUGACCUAUAAAUAUGAAGAUUAUUCAGGAGAGUUUCGACAGCUUCCAAACAAAUUGGCCAAGUUGGAUAAACUUCCAGUUCAUGUCUAUGAAGUUGAUGAGGAGGUCGACAAAGAUGAGGAUGCUGCCUCCCUUGGUUCUCAGAAGGGUGGGAUCACCAAACACGGAUGGCUGUACAAAGGCAAUAUGAACAGUGCCAUCAGUGUGACCAUGAGGUCGUUUAAGAGACGGUUUUUCCACCUGAUUCAACUUGGUGAUGGAUCCUAUAAUUUGAAUUUUUAUAAAGAUGAAAAGAUCUCCAAGGAACCUAAAGGAUCAAUAUUUCUGGAUUCCUGCAUGGGUGUGAUUCAGAACAACAAAGUCAGACGUUUUGCUUUUGAGCUUAAGAUGCAAGACAAAAGUAGUUAUCUUUUGGCAGCAGACAGUGAAGUAGAAAUGGAAGAAUGGAUCACAAUUCUAAAUAAGAUUCUCCAGCUCAACUUUGAAGCCGCAAUGCAAGAAAAGCGAAAUGGAGACUCUCAUGAAGAUGAUGAACAAUGCAAAUUGGAAGGUUCUGGUUCUGGUUUAGAUAGCUACCUGCCUGAACUUGCAAAGAGUACCAGAGAAGCAGAAAUCAAACUGAAAAGUGAAAGCAGAGUUAAACUUUUUUACUUAGACCCAGAUGCCCAGAAGCUUGACUUCCCAUCAGCUGAACCAGAAGUAAAGCCAUUUGAAGAGAAGUUUGGUAAAAGAAUUCUUGUCAAGUGCAAUGAUUUAUCUUUCAAUUUGCAAUGCUGUGUUGCUGAAAAUGAAGAAGGACCCACUACAAAUGUAGAGCCUUUCUUUGUUACCCUGUCCCUGUUUGACAUAAAGUACAACAGAAAGAUUUCUGCUGAUUUCCACGUGGACCUGAAUCAUUGCUCAGUGCGGCAGAUGCUGGUUCCCACAUCCCCACCUCUGAUGAAUGGCAGCCAGAGUCCACCUGCCUUUCAGGACGUCCUUCAUGCAGCUGCCAUGCAGUAUCCAAAGCAGGGGAUAUUUUCAGUCACAUGCCCUCAUCCAGACAUAUUUCUUGUGGCCAGAAUUGAAAAAGUCCUUCAGGGGAGCAUCACACAUUGUGCUGAGCCAUAUAUGAAAAGUUCAGACUCUUCUAAGGUUGCCCAGAAGGUGCUCAAGAAUGCCAAGCAGGCAUGCCAAAGACUAGGACAGUACAGAAUGCCAUUUGCUUGGGCAGCAAGGACAUUGUUUAAAGAUGCAUCUGGAAACCUUGAUAAAAAUGCCAGAUUUUCUGCAGUCUACAGGCAAGACAGUAAUAAGCUAUCGAAUGAUGACAUGCUCAAGUUACUUGCAGACUUUCGGAAACCUGAGAAGAUGGCAAAACUCCCAGUGAUUUUAGGCAAUCUAGACAUUACAAUUGAUAAUGUUUCCUUGGAUUUCCCUAAUUAUGUGAAUUCAUCAUACAUACCCAUGAAGCAAUUUGAAGCCUGUACUAAAACUCCAAUCACAUUUGAAGUAGAGGAAUUUGUGCCCUGCAUACCAAAACACACUCAGCCUUACACUGUCUACAACAAUCAUCUUUAUGUUUAUCCUAAAUACUUGAAAUAUGAUAGUCAAAAGUCUUUUGCCAAGGCCAGAAAUAUUGCUAUUUGCAUUGAAUUCAAAGAUUCAGAUGAGGAAGACUCUCAGCCUCUAAAGUGCAUUUAUGGCAGACCUGGUGGCCCAGUAUUCACAAGAAGCGCCUUUGCUGCGGUUUUACACCAUCACCAGAACCCAGAAUUUUAUGAUGAGAUUAAAAUAGAAUUGCCCACCCAGCUACAUGAAAAGCACCACUUGUUGUUCACAUUCUUCCAUGUCAGCUGUGAUAACUCAAGUAAAGGAAGCACAAAGAAGAAGGAUGUUGUUGAAACACAAGUGGGCUAUUCCUGGCUGCCUCUCUUGAAGGAUGGAAGAGUGGUGACCAAUGAGCAGCACAUCCCUGUUUCUGCUAACCUUCCAUCAGGCUAUCUUGGCUACCAGGAGCUUGGGAUGGGCAGGCAUUAUGGUCCAGAAAUUAAAUGGGUAGAUGGAGGCAAGCCAUUGCUGAAAGUUUCAACUCAUUUGGUUUCUACAGUGUAUACUCAGGAUCAACAUUUGCAUAAUUUUUUCCAGUACUGUCAGAAAACUGAAUCUGGAGCCCAAGCCUUAGGGAAUGAACUUGUAAAAUACCUUAAGAGUCUGCAUGCCAUGGAAGGCCACGUGAUGAUCGCCUUCCUGCCCACUAUCCUGAACCAGCUAUUUCGAGUCCUCACCAGAGCCACCCAGGAGGAAGUGGCAGUUAAUGUGACUCGGGUCAUUAUUCAUGUGGUUGCCCAGUGCCAUGAGGAAGGAUUGGAGAGCCACUUGAGGUCAUAUGUUAAGUAUGCUUAUAAGGCUGAGCCGUACAUUGCUUCUGAAUAUAAGACAGUGCAUGAAGAACUGACCAAAUCCAUGACCACCAUUCUCAAGCCUUCUGCUGAUUUCCUCACCAGCAACAAACUACUUAAGUAUUCUUGGUUUUUCUUUGACGUGCUGAUAAAAUCCAUGGCUCAGCAUUUGAUAGAAAACUCCAAAGUGAAGUUAUUACGAAACCAGAGAUUUCCUGCAUCUUACCAUCAUGCAGUGGAAACUGUUGUGAAUAUGCUGAUGCCACACAUCACACAGAAGUUUCGAGAUAACCCAGAGGCAUCCAAGAACGCAAAUCAUAGCCUAGCGGUCUUCAUCAAGAGAUGUUUCACCUUCAUGGACAGGGGCUUUGUCUUUAAACAGAUCAACAACUAUAUCAGCUGCUUUGCUCCUGGAGACCCAAAGACCCUCUUUGAAUACAAGUUUGAAUUUCUCCGUGUGGUGUGCAAUCAUGAACAUUAUAUUCCCUUGAACUUACCAAUGCCAUUUGGAAAAGGCAGGAUUCAAAGAUACCAAGAUCUCCAGCUUGACUACUCAUUAACAGAUGAAUUCUGCAGAAACCACUUCUUGGUAGGACUAUUACUAAGAGAAGUGGGCACUGCCCUCCAGGAAUUUCGGGAGGUCCGUGUGAUCGCCAUCAGUGUGCUCAAGAACCUGCUGAUAAAGCAUUCUUUUGAUGAUAGAUAUGCUUCAAGGAGUCAUCAGGCAAGAAUAGCCACACUCUACCUGCCUCUGUUUGGUUUGCUCAUUGAAAAUGUCCAGCGGAUCAAUGUGAGGGAUGUGUCACCUUUCCCUGUGAACCCAGGCACUACUGUGAAGGAGGAACCCCUUGCUUUGCCAGCUGGGAACCCGCUGGUGACACCACAGAAGGGAAACACACUGGACCACAGCCUGCACAAAGACCUCUUAGGCGCCAUCUCUGGCAUUGCUUCUCCAUAUACAGCAUCAACUCCAAACAUCAACAGUGUGAGAAAUGCUGACUCAAGAGGAUCUCUCAUAAGCACAGAUUCAGGCAACAGCCUUCCAGAAAGAAACAGUGAGAAGAGUAAUUCCCUGGAUAAGCACCAACAAGGUAGCACUUUGGGAAAUUCUGUGGUUCGCUGUGACAAACUUGACCAGUUGGAGAUUAAGAGCCUGCUGAUGUGUUUCCUGUACAUCUUAAAAAGCAUGUCUGAUGAUGCUUUGUUUACAUAUUGGAACAAGGCUUCAACAUCUGAACUUAUGGAUUUUUUUACAAUAUCUGAGGUCUGCUUGCACCAGUUCCAGUACAUGGGGAAGCGAUACAUAGCCAGGAACCAGGAGGGGUUGGGACCCAUAGUUCAUGAUCGAAAAUCUCAGACAUUGCCUGUUUCCCGUAACAGAACAGGAAUGAUGCAUGCCAGAUUGCAGCAGCUGGGCAGCCUGGAUAACUCUGUCACUUUUAACCACAGCUAUGGCCACUCGGAUGCAGAUGUUCUCCAUCAGUCGCUGCUGGAAGCCAACAUUGCAACUGAGGUUUGCCUUACAGCUCUGGACACACUCUCUCUCUUUACACUGGCAUUUAAGAACCAGCUCUUGGCAGAUCACGGACAUAAUCCUCUCAUGAAAAAAGUUUUUGACGUCUACCUGUGUUUUCUUCAAAAACAUCAGUCUGAAACAGCUUUAAAAAAUGUCUUCACUGCCUUAAGGUCAUUAAUUUAUAAGUUUCCCUCGACGUUCUACGAGGGGAGGGCAGAUAUGUGUGCUGCUCUGUGCUAUGAGAUCCUCAAGUGCUGUAACUCCAAACUCAGCUCCAUCCGGACCGAGGCCUCCCAGCUGCUCUACUUCUUAAUGAGAAACAACUUCGACUACACUGGAAAGAAGUCCUUUGUCCGGACACACUUGCAAGUCAUCAUUUCUGUCAGCCAGCUGAUUGCAGAUGUGGUUGGCAUCGGCGGAACCAGGUUCCAGCAGUCCUUAUCUAUCAUCAACAACUGUGCCAACAGUGACCGGCUCAUCAAGCACACCAGCUUCUCCUCUGACGUGAAAGACUUGACCAAGAGGAUCCGCACUGUCCUGAUGGCCACAGCCCAGAUGAAGGAGCAUGAGAAUGAUCCGGAGAUGCUGGUGGACCUCCAGUACAGCCUAGCCAAGUCCUAUGCCAGCACCCCUGAGCUCAGGAAGACAUGGCUUGACAGCAUGGCUAGGAUCCACGUCAAAAAUGGGGACCUCUCUGAGGCAGCAAUGUGCUACGUCCAUGUAACAGCAUUGGUGGCAGAAUAUCUCACACGGAAAGAAGCGGAACUAGCACUCCAGCGGGAGCCACCUCUCUUCCCCUACAGCCAUAGCACCUGCCAGAGGAGGAGCCGGGGAGGCAUGUUUAGGCAGGGAUGCACUGCCUUCAGGGUCAUCACCCCCAACAUCGAUGAGGAGGCCUCCAUGAUGGAAGACGUCGGAAUGCAGGAUGUCCAUUUCAAUGAGGAUGUGCUGAUGGAGCUUCUAGAGCAGUGUGCAGAUGGACUCUGGAAGGCAGAACGCUACGAGCUGAUCGCAGACAUCUAUAAACUCAUCAUCCCAAUUUAUGAAAAGCGGAGGGAUUUUGAGAGGCUAGCUCAUCUGUAUGACACACUUCACCGGGCCUACAGCAAAGUGACUGAGGUCAUGCAUUCGGGCCGUAGGCUCCUGGGGACCUACUUCCGGGUGGCCUUCUUUGGACAGCAAUACCAGUUUACAGACAGUGAAACAGAUGUGGAGGGAUUCUUUGAAGAUGAAGAUGGAAAGGAGUAUAUUUACAAAGAACCCAAACUCACGCCUCUGUCAGAAAUUUCUCAGAGACUCCUAAAACUUUACUCAGAUAAAUUUGGUUCUGAAAAUGUCAAAAUGAUACAGGACUCUGGCAAGGUCAACCCUAAGGACCUGGAUUCCAAGUACGCCUAUAUCCAGGUGACUCAUGUGAUCCCGUUCUUUGAUGAGAAAGAAUUGCAAGAAAGGAAAACAGAGUUUGAAAGAUCGCACAACAUUCGUCGCUUCAUGUUUGAGAUGCCCUUUACCCAGGCUGGGAAAAGGCAGGGUGGUGUCGAAGAGCAGUGCAAACGGCGCACCAUCUUAACAGCAAUACACUGCUUCCCUUACGUAAAGAAGCGGAUCCCUGUCAUGUACCAACAUCACACUGACCUAAAUCCCAUUGAAGUGGCCAUUGAUGAGAUGAGUAAGAAGGUGGCUGAGCUCCGGCAGCUGUGCUCCUCAGCUGAAGUGGACAUGAUCAAACUGCAGCUCAAACUCCAGGGCAGCGUAAGCGUCCAGGUCAAUGCUGGUCCACUAGCAUAUGCACGAGCCUUCUUAGAUGACACAAACACAAAACGAUACCCUGACAAUAAAGUGAAGUUGCUGAAGGAAGUUUUCAGGCAAUUUGUGGAAGCUUGCGGCCAAGCCUUAGCAGUAAAUGAACGUCUGAUUAAAGAAGACCAGUUAGAGUAUCAGGAAGAAAUGAAGGCCAACUACAGGGAAAUGGCAAAGGAGCUUUCUGAAAUCAUGCAUGAGCAGAUUUGCCCCCUGGAGGAGAAGACAAGCGUUUUGCCGAAUUCCCUUCACAUCUUCAACGCCAUCAGCGGAACUCCAACAAGCACAAUGGUUCACGGGUUGACCAGCUCGUCCUCAGUUGUGUGACUUCGGCUCAUGGACCACAUAUGGGGACUUGCUUUGUCAUUUGCAAACUCAGGAUGAUUUCCAAAGCUAAUCACUGGGAAGACCGAGCACAGGGAGAAGCCAUGGGGAACAGUAGAGAAAGGGAAUGGUAUUUCAUAGCAGAUUUUCUAAAGAGUGGGAAAAGGGUGCACAUAUUUUUUUAAAUUUCACUGGCAAUAUUUAGAAUUUUCCUUUUGUCUUAACAGAGAUGUGUGGUGGACACUCUUAAGCUGGAGUUGGAUUUUAUUCUUCCGUACAGAGUAGUAUUAAAAUAAAUGUCCUAAAGAAAAACAGUGUUCUGAAAUGUGGAUGGCAGGGGCAGCAGCACUGAAACUGAGGCAGGGGCCUUACGUCUCUAGGCUGAGCUGGAAAAUCUUGAAGAUACUAUUUUUUCCUGUGGCACAUUCAGGUUGAAUACAAGAACUAUUUUUGUGACUAGUUUUGAUGACCUAAGGAAACUGACCAUUGUCAUUUUUGUACCAGUGAACAAGGAGAUUUAGUGCUUUUAUACUAUUCCUUGCAUUUAAAACAUGUGAAUGCUUAAGAAACUAUGUGAGCUUAAAGUUAGUCAAACAGUUUAGAACCAAAGGCCUGUACUAACAAACAUAACUAUGCUAAAAAGUAAAACUAGUACAGCAUACCACUAUGUACAUACAGUUUGUUAAUACAGCCUCGGCAUUCUGUACAUAUAUGUGUUACAUUUCUACAUUUUUAAUACAUCUGCUUCUGCAUUAAGUUUAAUUGUGACAAAGUUGUGCUGUUCUUAGUAUAUGCAAUACAUUUGACUUUACUGUUUUAUUAUUGUAUAUAAAAAAGUGCAAUAUGGAGAUGUACACAGUCUUUGCUAUAUUAGGUUUAUAAACUAUUAAAAAUGUCAUCCUUUUGCCAAAAUGGUGGAAUAUGUGAUUGGUAAAUCAUAAAUUCUGUGGUGAAUGGGGGUAUAAUUUAAAGUUUUCACCAUGUUAUAUUUUCUUUUAAGACAUUAAUUUAGUAAUUUUAUAUUUGGUAAAAUAAAGGUUUUUAGUUUUAUUUAACUGGAUCACUGCCCUGCUGUAAUUACACAUUCUGUACCACAUCUGUAUUAAAAAUAACAUUGCUGAUUUUCCAAUAAUGAA
This is a messenger RNA of Marmota monax (woodchuck), 7949 nucleotides long. RefSeq names its product dedicator of cytokinesis 9 (gene Dock9). Gene Ontology annotation, biological process: small GTPase-mediated signal transduction; positive regulation of GTPase activity. The record is from RefSeq and is a predicted model, not a curated record. Gene Ontology annotation, molecular function: guanyl-nucleotide exchange factor activity. Lineage: Eukaryota; Metazoa; Chordata; Mammalia; Rodentia; Sciuridae. The transcript is spliced from 55 exons. The coding region runs from base 391 to 6816 and encodes 2141 amino acids.